AUGCCGAAACCUACCACUGAGGGACCCAAGAGAAAAGCAUCCAAGCCACGCAAAAGGCCCCUUCCCAACGAUCGUGACAUAAAUGGUAACAUCGUUGGAAGUAAGACUUCUAUUGCAUCACGCAAACGUCGUUGCCCUCGGGUCACAUUGGCAUCUCUUCAAAUCGACGACGAAGAUGAUGAUCUGAGCAAAUUCACUACCAGCUUCGGCAUUAAUUCCCACUCGCAUAAUACAUGGGGAAUCCCCAGUUCUACAACCAUUGCAGCCCCAAAGCGCAAGCAAAAAGCAUUUACUUUCAAGCAACAAUUAGGAGUCAGUCGUAAUCAUGCAGGUUUCUUCAAUCGUUUCCCAGGACUUCGCAAUUUUGAAACCACGCCCGAGCCAGUAGAAAUAGAUUGUCCAAGUCGCUCUCCAUUCCUACGAUACCCUUUAGACAUCCCAAAGCCAGUACUAGAGACUUUUACUAUCGUGUUGACACCGAAGAAGGUUGGAUUCAGCUCUACAGCUCUGGGAUUUGAAGAUAAUGCUAUAACUUUUUCGGAUUUUCUGUGGGAUGGUGGAGAGAUUAUGAGUGCUAUUAUGAAGCUGGUCUGCAAGAAGCUGAGGGUUGUGGUGAAGAAAGAUAAUGGGAGAAGAAUUAUUCUCGACGUAGAUGUUUUUGGAAGCAUUUUUGCGACAUCGGAUGAUCAUGAGGAUUGGUUCAAAGAAGAUAGGACACAGCAGCUAGCGAGGGCUGCUUUGAGAACAAGGGUGAGAAGCGAACUAAUUGUGAUUAAAGACAAGUUUGAGGAGAUAUUUAACAACGAGGAGAAAGCUAUCGAGAUGGGGUGGUGCAGGGUGAUGGAUUCAGAUGAAAGGUCAUCAGGAAGCCUCUCAUAA
Molecule: messenger RNA, 879 nt
Organism: Sclerotinia sclerotiorum 1980 UF-70
Lineage: Eukaryota; Fungi; Ascomycota; Leotiomycetes; Helotiales; Sclerotiniaceae
Exons: 3
Coding region: 1-879 (292 amino acids)
Source: RefSeq, a predicted model, not a curated record